This is a messenger RNA of Danaus chrysippus (African queen), 1404 nucleotides long. The record is from the annotation of a GenBank genome assembly. Lineage: Eukaryota; Metazoa; Arthropoda; Insecta; Lepidoptera; Nymphalidae.
AUGGUGUCAGCUGAAGGCGAUAUUAAGCCUGAUCCAAGGAAUCCUAGACGAUACAUAUCUUUAUUCCCUGGUGAAUUAAGACCUCAGAACACAAUGACUGCAAAAUAUAGCGAACGAUGUCCAUAUUCUGUGGAACAUGCUAUGGCAUCAACAAAAUCUUUUGUGAAAGUGUAUUGGCAAGCUCCGCCCCCGAACAGUGGAUGUGUAACUUUACAUGCCAUGGUAUCAGAAACUCAGGAUAUUUGGUUCGACAGCGGAGCACCCUUGUCCCAGAGACUUUGUGAGGACAUGCGCCAGCCGGAUGACGUCACUCCACAGUUGAAUUACAAUUGUAACAUCUGCGAUGAGGCUAAGUAUGAGGUAUGUUUCACUGGUAUUUGGUCUCGUAAUACCCAUCCCCGUCUCUACCCUGAGAACGAUUGGUUGCCAUUCUACAGCGAUCUGAUUGGUGCGAGUCACUCCUCUGAAUACAUCCUCUGGGCGCCAGGGUCCUAUGCCUCUAAUGGGUUUAGGGACCUCGCGGAACAUGCGAAUGGCAGUAAAAUGGAGGCAGAGAUUAGAGAAAAGAUUGGCGAUGGAGUGCGAACUUUGAUUAAAGGCAAGGGUCAUGGGUACCGUAAGAUGAGCACUCCCACGUAUGCUUUCUUCAGAACAGAUAGGGUGAACCAUCUGUUCACGGUGGCUGUUGGUUUCCAACCUUCACCUGAUUGGUUCUUAGGUGUUACACGAUUUGAGUUGUGUCAACAAAACAAUACGUGGAUAACGGAAAGGACACUUAAUUUAUAUCCUUGGGACGCCGGCACUGAUAGCGGUGUAUCAUACGAGUCACCCAACUUAGAAACAUUUCCACAAGACACAAUAUCGCGCGUACAAAUGAGUACAUAUGAUAAAAAGUCGCCAUUUUACGAAAUGGACAUCAAGGACCUGAAUCCGUUUGGAAAACUACACAUAAAACUAAUAAGAACAUAUCACAGACGAUGCAAAGAUGAUGACACAAACCCUGAAGAAGCAACAACAACAGAAGAACCAACUACAACUGAGGAAAAUCCUCUUGAGCCAUACGAGCCAUCCAGGUACCGAUCCAAUGAUAGUACACGCGAAGUCCCAUUAGUAACAGAUCCGGAAGCCGACCAAGACUGUCCGAUCUCUCAGUGGCAGGAGUGGAGUCCGUGUGACGGCUCUUGUGAGGGUGGUCGCUUGAUUGGUUACCGCUGGAGAGAGAGGUAUCACCUCGUAGACGGGGUGGCUGUAGAGAAAUAUGACCCUAACAUAGAUCCAACGACGUUGAAGGAAGUGCCACAGUAUUGUAAAGAACAUUACGAUGACUUCGAAAGAAGUGAGUGUGAAGAGGAAUGUUCUGAUAGCAACGACGAAGUAAAUAAUCUUGAAAGUAUAAUUAACUAA